UUCCCCUCUGUUGCGUUAUCCGUACCAUCCGAGCCUCUGGACAGUCUAUACCGCUUCAAUCAAAGCCCCACAGAACAUCAUCUGGCGUAUGCUCACGUCAGAACCACGUUUAGUCCGCCAGAUCGCGGGCGCAUGAGAACACGUGUGAACCUCGUGGCCAGCCGCCGGUAGCCUGGAGACGAGCGCGCAAACAUUCGCUUGUGAUGAUACAUACAAACAUGUCUCUCUUGCACUUCUCUCGAGAUUUCGCCAUCCUCCCCCUCCUGUCUUUCACUCCCCGCCAACGGUGCGUCUCCUUUCGGCAUCUCUAACUCUAUAGUCCGUCGUGAUGGGCGCUAGAGGUUGACGAAUGGCCUAGGAGCGCUUCCCGCCAACUUCUCAUCGCCCUCCCCACCAUUUUCCCUCUUUUUAUCGAUGCUCCUGCCCCGGUACUCGCUGCUAGAUGGCCUUCCUGGACGACCUUCCAGGCCGCUGAGUCUCGCAUCCCCGCUACGCUCCUCCUCGUCCCUGCGACUCUUCUCCAGCCCCCCCUCCCCGGCUGUGAGGGUAAGAGAAUCAGCUCCUCGAGCUCUCCUUGCUCGUGCCCUCGUGGGCUUACUGAGCCCCGAUCUCACCUCCAUAUUCGAACUCAUGGUCCUCGGCCAUCUUUCUCGCGCCGCCCGCACCCUCUGGCUCAAGCUGGAGGCCGAUUAUGGCACUCGCCCCUCCUACAGGCGAGGGGGAAGAGGCCUCACACAAGACUGCGUCGCUGAAGAGAGCUCUUCCUCUUCAUACCGCUGAUGCGACCUUUCUGAACGUCCGCAGAACGAUUGAUAGGCUCCCCACAGGAUCCGGCCACAGGUGAUGUGCCGACCGGCACUUAGAGUACACAGUCGCGGUGUAUCGUCAACAUGUCGAAGCGCAUGAGAAGCCACCGAGAAGGUUGAGCUCCACUCGGCCCAAAUGGGACAAGGGAGGGAGGGCGAUCCUGAAGCAGGGGACAGGUUGGGUGUGGAAAACCCUCCUUGAACAUCUCAGCCUCGAUCAACAUCUCCCGUAGGAGAUCUUGGAGCACCUUCCUCACCUUUGGCUUCCACGUGCAAGGUCAUUCAUGAUCACACCACCAACCCCCUCGUCUAUCGUGAAGACGACCUUUCUCCCGGAGACUCCGCAGCCUUCUCCCUCCUCAGAAGGCUUGCUACUUCGGUGCGACCAGGGAAAGCUUGGAAGAUCAAGGGUGGUGAGGCGAGGUUUUUAGAUGUUGGUGAUGUUGUAAAGCCAUAGUGUAAGAUAGCGGUGAUGAGGCGAAGUUUUGGGAUGUCGAUAAUGUUGUAAAACCGUAGACUAUCAUGUAAAGUAUCACUUCA
Messenger RNA from Cryptococcus amylolentus CBS 6039, 1346 nucleotides. RefSeq lists its product as hypothetical. Bases 415 to 780 code for a protein of 121 amino acids. Lineage: Eukaryota; Fungi; Basidiomycota; Tremellomycetes; Tremellales; Cryptococcaceae. The transcript is spliced from 2 exons. The record is from RefSeq and is a predicted model, not a curated record.